AUGCCAGACACGUUACCGGCUACGUUGUUCGUCAAGCAGUUCUACAUAAAGCUAGUGUUCCUUGCCUGUACAGCAGCUCGAGCCGCCAUCGUUUCCUCAGUCUGGCUUCUUGUAUUGCCAUAUUUAACAGUAUGGACCUGGCGAUUCUAUCUGUGGAGUGGAGAAAAUCUGGCACAUCGAUUAAGUCGUUUUCAGAGUAUCAGCAUCAUUAAUGCUACUAACACCGCCACAACUACAAUCACGGCAACGGCAACAGCAACAGCAAAAGCAGCAUUCUCAUCCUCAUCAACAACAUCAUCAACAGUAGCAUCAUUAAUAUCAUCAUCAGCAUCAUCAUCAUCAUCGCCAUCUUCUUCAUCCUUGUCACCGAUCACUUCCGACGCAUCAUCAGCAACAAUCACAGCAGCAGCACAAGACUUAUUCCACGACGCACAUCAAUCUAUCACCACCGUGUUUCCUCACUCUGCAAAUAUCGAAAAGUUGCUAGAAAGCUUCAACUCAAAAGCAUUUCUGGCAGACUGUUUCGAAGGUCAAGUUAUUACCUGCAUCGUCGUCAUUGCGUUUGUUGCCGCAUUCCUUCUACGCGAGUGGAUUAUACAAAAUAUACCAGCAGAGCUUGAGGACGACGAAGACGAAGACGAGCGAGUUGAAACCAUGGACGAAACAAUUCAACUUGACGAAUUAGAUGAACAGCAAUAUCAUCAGCUACAACAACAACAACAACAACAACAACAACAACAACACGAUGCACCUACCGAUGAAGCGUUGGAUCGACGAAGAGAAGCCAUCUAUGAGCUACAGCAAAACGAGCUAUACCAACAAAAUGACCAUCGUGAUGAUGAUAAUCUCGAUCAACAACAACAAAAUGGCAAUAGUGGAGUGGACGAAGUCAUGGAUGUAGAUGAUCCAUACCCUAAACCAUCAUCAUCGGCAUCCUCCUCCUCUGAUACACGCCGCUCAAUGGAACCAGGUUAUUCCCACUCCUCGGAAGGUGAAACGAGCGAUACCGAAGAAGCUGCUGCCACCCCAAAUGUCGCACGUGGAGAACCCCCUAACGCUCCGAUCAUGCGACAUGUCGAUCACCAUUUUGACAUACGUGCCGCCGGUCAUCGACGUGCUUUGUUGUUUGAGGAACAAGUGAACGAUAAUGAUAUGCUGUUACCUGCUCCAGCUGAUGAUGACCAUCAUCAUCGUCAUCACCAUCACAAUGAACCACCACCACCACAGCAGCAGCAACCAAACAACAAUGUCAUAAACAACAAUAAUGAUCCACCAGCAGCUGAGAACGACGACAACGAUGUAGAUGAAGAUAACUUUGGUGAUGACAUUGAUGGAAUUUUGGAGGCGAUAGGCAUGCAUGGCAAUUAUGUGUCGCUGGCUCAAAAUUCGGCACUAAUGUCACUAUUAAUCAGCCUAUGUCUCGGUGCUGCAGUAUGGAUACCUUAUGUUGUUGGCAUUAUAUUUAUCAUGGCAACACCAUUCGAAGCCGCCAACAGUUUGCUUUGGCUCGUGCGCAAAGUCACGGAUCCUCUCCUGGACACCGUCUUUACGAUAUGCACGAGUUAUUUGUGGCCAUGCGUAUCGAGCUUUAUUCAAAGUCAAGAACGUUCAUUUAACAGACUUGGCCAGCAUGAGGCUACGGCUUACAUUUACGAAGCAAUCGCCAAUGGUGUGACAAAGGCUCAACGCCUGAUCCAACAAGUAUACCCCUUUGAUAGCACUGUCGUCACAACCACAGCAGCCACCAGCUCAUCGACAAUCGCAACCGGGAGCAAUGCUCUUAGUGAUGGUGGAAUUCAAAUAGCAUUGUCCAAAUUGUUCUCAGCAACAGCAGCAAAGAUACCAACCAACUGGAGCGAUACCCAAAUAGCGAUGAAUCAACUGAUUGAUCAACAUAUCAAGCCAGCAGCUCACGAUGCCCUCAUACGAUACCACGGUUUUGCUACUGGCCACUCCGCGUUCGAUCGCUUCGUUUGUAUUAUUAUAGGCUAUGCAGUGAUCAUCACCGGCAGCUCGUGGUACCUGUCUCGAGCCCAUGUAGCCUAUGCAACCUUUGGUCGAUCUGCACGCCAAGUAGUCCAACAACAAGGCAUCAUCCUUAAGGUUGCCAUGUUCAUCGCCAUCGAGCUACUAUUAUUCCCCAUUGUGUGUGGCAUUCUUAUGGAUGUGUCCUCGCUUUCGCUCUUCCGAGACGCCACUGUUGACAGCAGACUCGCCUAUCUUCAAUCCCACCCACUUGCUUCUGUCUUUCUACAUUGGUUCCUGGGCACAUCGUUCAUGUUUUUCUUUGCUAUCCUCGUUACAGUGUGUCGUGAAAUUGUUCGACCGGGUGUCCUUUGGUUUAUUCGCGAUCCGAACGAUCCCCAGUUUCAUCCUAUCAAGGAGAUCGUUGAACGGCCGGUAUUGACCCAGCUGCAAAAGAUUGGCGCCAGUGGAAUCACAUAUGCAUGUGUUAUCGUUGCUGGUGUGGGUGGAUUCGUUUGGUGUCUUGGUUACGCAGGCAAAGGUAUUUUACCCUUGCGUUGGAACAUGCUUCAACCACUCUCAACCUUACCGAUCGACUUUCUGGCAAUCCACAUUCUAAUCCCGGCCUUAGUGAAAUACUUUGAGCCAAAGCGAGCCUUGAAAACUCUAGCUGUCCAAUGGAUGCGGUUCCUUACUCGUACACUACGACUGACAUCCUUCUUGUUCGGAGAACGACACGCGUCCGAAGAAGGUGUCUGGCACUACAAGACAUGGGCUGCAUGGCUGCAUCCACCAGCCAACCUGAACCCACUUGUCGGUGAGUACAGCGAAGCCGCUUUCAUACGUGACGGACAAAUUGUCCUGGCGCCGAAACAUGACGCAGUUCCUUUUGAUCCAACACGUCGGAUGCUGGUCCCCGUCCAUCCCGAAACUUUACAUAUUCUCGAUGCGACCGAGCGACGAUUAGGCCACCCCGCUGCUGCAGGCGGACCGAAUCUAUUACCGAUAAACACUUGCAUCGUUUACGUUCCUCCUCGGUUCAAGCAACGCAUGAUCUUGUUUCUUUUGGCCAUGUGGCUUUCUUGUAGCGUGUUCAUCUGUACACUUACUGUGCUCCCAAUUGCGCUUGGACGUAUUGUGUUUGAGCGAUGGCUGGAAGCGCCUGGCGAAGUACAUGAUUUAUACGCCUAUUCCGUUGGUGCGACAUUGAUGCUUCUCGGGAUCGUGUCGAUAUGCAAAUUGGCAGAUGCAGUACUGGAUUUGACUCGCCAAGCUUCAAGUAGCUUGCUACUCGGACGGAUCUACUAUUAUGUUUCAGGCUCAUUGCGUUGGAUGGGCAAGGUCACCUACCUAGGUGUGGCUCUUGGAAUCAUAGUACCUUUGAUGCUGGGAGCGGUUGUAGAGCUCUACUUUAUCAUGCCUUUGCAAAACUACGGAGCUCAAGCACCGACGGUAGAAGUUGUUGCCCUGUGGACAAGGGGUAUUGCAUGUAUGAGUACAAUGCAUGGAGUGAUACAUUUGGGUCCAGAGAACCCAUGGCGCGAUCAUGUGAAUAUGAUUUUCCAGCCCGACGUUCGAGCGAUUAAUAUACGAGAAAUAACAACGAAAUUCAUCACACCUAUCAUUGCAGCGACACUCCUCAUGACGGUCCUUCCCUUUUCAAUGGCCCUGGCAAACAUCAAACUUUUAGGCGAAGAAGAUCUAGGACGACAAAUCAGAAUGAUUCAAAUCAUGUAUCCUGCCGCACUAGCUGGUGCAGGCGUGUAUUGCUUGUGUCGAGUAGGAGCAAAGUUUGGGCAGACGUGGGUACAAACAGUGCGUGAGGAUAAUUAUCUGGUUGGUCGAACACUGCACAACUUUGAUAAUUAA
Zychaea mexicana is the source of this 3834-nucleotide messenger RNA. RefSeq lists its product as uncharacterized. Lineage: Eukaryota; Fungi; Mucoromycota; Mucoromycetes; Mucorales; Lichtheimiaceae. Gene Ontology annotation, cellular component: endoplasmic reticulum membrane. The record is from RefSeq and is a predicted model, not a curated record. The coding region runs from base 1 to 3834 and encodes 1277 amino acids. The transcript has 7 exons.